Cryptococcus amylolentus CBS 6039 is the source of this 2683-nucleotide messenger RNA. RefSeq lists its product as hypothetical. The coding region runs from base 334 to 2409 and encodes 691 amino acids. Gene Ontology annotation, molecular function: MAP kinase tyrosine/serine/threonine phosphatase activity; protein tyrosine/threonine phosphatase activity. The record is from RefSeq and is a predicted model, not a curated record. Lineage: Eukaryota; Fungi; Basidiomycota; Tremellomycetes; Tremellales; Cryptococcaceae. The transcript is spliced from 4 exons. Gene Ontology annotation, biological process: negative regulation of MAPK cascade; protein dephosphorylation. Gene Ontology annotation, cellular component: cytoplasm.
AUUGUCUCCUUGUUGAUAAGUUUCACGCCCCCUGGCUCGCCUGACCACCCACACACUCUACCCCUGGCCCUAGAUCGUCCCCAGUCCCCGCCCCCAGUCCCCAGUCUGUCACACGUUGCAGCGCAGCGCGCCAGGUCAACAUACGGAACGACCAUACACUAUCCAACACUGCCGCCGCAUUGACCCCUCUCUGAGAAAAACACUCUCCUCCAAGACAACCACCCAGAUAUAUUUCCUCUGCUGUCGAUAUCAUCCACCCCCCGCCAGUACAGCAACAGCCAGACGUCGCAUCUCGGUCGCUCGCUCAAGGACGGUUGCCAUCACAAUGUUCUAAUGCUCCACACCCCCAUCCCCCUGCGUCUGUCUGUCAACAAGAGACGAUUCCAUCUCUCCCCGCGUACACCGUCCUUCACAUCCAACCCGCCUGCCACCCCAUCGCUCCCGCUCAGUGGCACAUCCUUCCCAUCCCCCGCGGCACCGCCUUCUCCUGCUCUCGGACUUUCCCACAAUCCCCGGAAACGUUUUUCCUCCCCGACAUCCGCUUCAUCUCUAGAAGCUGGCGGGUCAAGAAUUGAUUGUCAAAGGCCCACCAAGCGCAUCCGCUCGCUGGGCAACGAGGACAAGGGAAACCACAAAGGUACCUUGGGAUUGAGCAUUAGCACUGGUACCAGUGUUGAACACGGCAAGAUGGAGGAUAUCGAGAUGCGAGAAGAUGGGGACAAUGUGCAUAUAAAGACGGGCGACGAAGAAGAGUCGUUCGGUAACGUGCCCAGCUAUCAGGCCAGAACCAUCGGCAAGCCCUUCCCUACUGCUCAGUCAGGCCUGCCUCAGUCGACACCAUUGUUCCCGCCACUCCCUGCACUCGCCAUGCGCAGAUCCAACCCCAAGAAACUCUCCCUUUCUCUUCCCUCAUCCUCCUCUUCAUCGACAUCUUCCACCCCCACCGCUACAGGUCCCAGCGACUCGACGUUCCCUACACCCUUCACCCCAGGACCACCCCGUACACCAGCUCUCGCCAUGUCUACGGGCCGCUCAACGACACGAGGUCUUCGCCGCCCGUCGCUGCUGAGCCUCAUCACCCAACCUCCCAGCGGAGACGCGGUGCCGCCCACGCCUUCGGUCGGCAUGCACCCCUACGCCACUAUGCAUAUGCCCCGUAGCAAGGGCCGAGCGAGGAGUCAGACGGCGGAAGAAAUCUUUACGACGAGGCCAGAGAACAAAGGAGGCAGCUGGUCUGCCACCCCUCUCGGUAUGGGUAUGGGUGUACCUACCAUUGAAGAGACAGAGGGCAGCAGCCUGACUACGUCUGGUCUCGACCAGCUCGGCUACGCGCUGCCUUCUUCGAGCCCGCAAAAGCCUGCCUCUGAUUCAUCUUCCUCGACGUCCUUCUCGGCGUCCACCAACACCACCCCUUCCACCUCUCCUCCCCUUCCCGCGUCAAUCUCCUUCUCCAAGCCGUAUCCCGUCCGCCAGGCUGAGCCUUACGAGGACGGCCCUAUCGAGGUCGUUCCCGGCGUGUGGCUCGGCGCGGAAGAGUCUGCAUGGCGAUUUGGCGUCUGGGCUUUUGGCAAGAGCAAGGUGCGGAUCGUCAAUGUCGCUCAAGAGAUUGACGACCCCUUUGACCUUUCCGUCCGCGCCGAUCCCGGCUGGUCCGGUACUGGUUCAGAGAAGAAGGGCAGCAUGAAGCUCAAGACGUACCCCUCUAUCUCUGAAGGCCCUGCGGCGAGGCCUGAGGUGGAGUAUUGUCAUGUGAGGUGGUCGCAUGGCGAGCUAGGACUGGCGGAUCUGCCAGAGAAGGCGACUUUGGGGGAUGUGAGGAGGCCACAGGGGCCCGAGGUGCAAGAUAUGUGGAAGUUUUGGCAGGCGAUCCGUUGGAUGGAAGAGGGAAGAAAGAGCGGGACGCCGGUGCUUAUACAUUGCCAAUGUGGUGUGUCGAGAUCGGCUACACUGACCAUCGCCUAUGUCAUGGCCCUGGCGGCUGCGGGCACCAUGCCCGAAUAUCUCGGCCACAUUCGGUCUAUGCAAGACGCCUACGACUUUGUCAAGAACAAGUCCAGCUGGAUCGGUCCCAACCAUUCGCUGGUGUUUCAACUUGUGGACUUUGCCCGCAACCUCACGUCCCUUCUUUCUCUCCACUAUUCUGCCGACCCUGCCGAACACAUUCCGACUUCCUUCCCCACCUCUGCCGAUGCCGAGCUGAGCGAGGCCGAGUGGGCCCGUCGGCGACGCGAGUUUGACGAGAGCGAGCAUCUCGACCACAGUAGUAGCUCCGUGGGGAGCGAGGGGAGAAGGACGAGUGAUGAGAGCGGGAGUGGGAGUGACUGCAUGAGCCCGGAAGAAGCGGGGGACGAGGCGAGAAGGCUGGAUGAUGCGAUGGUGGCCAGAAGGGCGUUGAGAGAAGCUGUCUGAGAAAGAACAGUGCUUGUCUCCUGUCUUGUGUCUCGAGGUUGUACGACACAUCAUUAUCGUUUUUCUUAUUUUGGGCUUUUUUCAUCGUUGAUCUCAUUCGUUCCGCUCGCGUUGUACCAGCUACCACCCCAAAGGAAAAUCAUCAGGGAACAAUCGCCCUUUUUCGUCUUUUUACCUUCAUCUUUAUCUGUAGUCAUAUUUACUUGUUAUUAGACACUUUAUGUCGAUUGUGAUGGAUAUUAUGGAUAGUGUUAUAUAUGCACCUUCAGAUCCC